AUGUUUACAGGCAGCAUUCUACCGGUAGAGGCAGCGGGUCGCGCGUGAGGCUGCUACGGAGUGGAUUAUUUCGAUCUGUUGAAUCCGGAGUCGGGACGCCGGUGGCUUGCGUUCGCUAGCUCGGUUCCGGUGCCAGGGUAGAGAAAGACAUUAACGAAAUACAUUUUGUAUGACAUUUAAGAAGUGAAAGAAAGCGGUUGGAGCCGAUAUUUGCUUGCUGGUGGGAUAGAAACGGCCACUUACCUCUCGGUCCGACACCCGGCGUGCAGUUCCGUGUUUUUCAACUGUCUUUCAGGCUUAAGGGAACGGCUAGGAAAAUAAACAGGUCGAAUGAAGAAAGAUCGGUUGCCGCCGGUCGGAUGAAGGAACUAGACGAAGGAAAACUGGUCGUUUGCAUGCGUCCGUGGCGCGUAGAUUGGGUGCUCUGCUAGCACUUUAAAUCCCAGCUUUAUUCCGUUUCGGUUCUAAUGUUGUAAUGCCAACAAGCGAGCAACCGUGGCCGAAUAUGUUACCGCUGUCAAAUGUCCUGUUUUUGCUUUUCAGGGCGCCUAGUUGGUCCGUUGUGGUUGUUGUGCUAUUUUGAUGUUGACGUUUAUUUGUGUUAAAUCGAGGCGUAUUUUGGGUGCGAAUCAAAACAGUUUACUUUCGCGAGUAGAGUAAAACCGUCGUUGUUCAAGCUAUGCACACGAGGCGCCUUGUGAAGCGCUCCAUCAUCGGGAGCCGUGUGUAUGCGCCCUGUCCGACCGGGGAAUCGGCUCCGCUGACCGGGGUGGUCCAGGCGGUGAAGCCGGAGAACAGAGACGCCUCCGGCGGACCCCGGCGCAGCGUCUACACGGUGCUCAUGCAGGACGGGAGUCUGAAGGAGUACACCGAGGACGAGAUCGCGAUGGGCACCAGUCAGAUGGCUGCGAAGGGACCGCUGAAGUCGAGUUUGAAGCAGAACUCCAGUAACGGCCGAGACGGGCUGGUCCCGAGUCAGAACAUGAACGGCAGCGUGGCCCAGAAGAGCGAGAGCCUGAGCCCGGACGCCACGGAGGAGCACCGCAGGCCCGGACGGGUUCUGGACCCGGAGAAGGAACCGACCCGCUCCGUCUCCCUGCUGGAGCAGAAGCGCAAGGAGGUGUCGUUGAGCAUCGACGUUCCCCACGCCAGGUAAGAGUGUGUGUGUGAGUGAGUGUGUGUGUGUGUGUGUGUGUGUGUGUGUGUGUGUGAGUGUGUGUGUGUGAGUGUGAGUGUGUGUGUGUGUGUGUGUGUGUUACCUGUGUCCGGAGAAAGUGUAGAAUGGUCCACACCAGAUGAGAGCGCCCUCAUCUUCUGGUUACUGUGAGCGUUAUGUUAUGUUAGCGAUGCUAACAUAUGCCACCCAUACUGAUACGAUGCUAACGUAUGCCAAUCAUACUGAUGGGAUUAUACUGUAGCGAUGCUAAAAUAUGCCAAUCAUACUAAUGGUGAUUAUACUGUAGCGAUGCUAAAAUAUGCCAAUCAUACUAAUGGUGAUUAUACUGGAACGAUGCUAAAAUAUGCCAAUCAUACUGAUGGGAUUAUACGGUAGCGAUGCUAACAUAUGCUAAUCACACUGAUGGGAUUAUACUGUAACGAUGCUAACAUAUGCCAAUCACACUAAUGGGAUUAUACUGUAGCGAUGCUAACAUAUGCUAAUCAUACUGAUGGGAUUAUACUGUAGCGAUGCUAACAUAUGCUAAUCAUACUGAUGGUGAUUAUACUGUAGCGAUGCUAACAUAUGCCACCCAUACUGAUACGAUGCUAACAUAUGCCAAUCACACUAAUGGGAUUAUACUGUAGCGAUGCUAACAUAUGCUAAUCAUACUGAUGGGAUUAUACUGUAGCGAUGCUAACAUAUGCUAAUCAUACUGAUGGGAUUAUACUGUAGCGAUGCUAACAUAUGCCAAUCACACUGAUGGGAUUAUACUGUAGCGAUGCUAACAUAUGCUAAUCAUACUGAUGGUGAUU
This is a messenger RNA of Clupea harengus (Atlantic herring), 1971 nucleotides long. RefSeq names its product zinc finger protein 704. Gene Ontology annotation, cellular component: nucleus. The transcript is spliced from 2 exons. Gene Ontology annotation, biological process: regulation of transcription by RNA polymerase II. The record is from RefSeq and is a predicted model, not a curated record. NCBI's taxonomy places the organism in Eukaryota, Metazoa, Chordata, Actinopteri, Clupeiformes, Clupeidae. The coding region runs from base 680 to 1156 and encodes 158 amino acids. Gene Ontology annotation, molecular function: DNA-binding transcription factor activity; RNA polymerase II cis-regulatory region sequence-specific DNA binding.